CGUGUGCAGUGUGACGUUGCGGGGCUGUAGUGGAUCUUGUUGACGGUCCUCCAGGCUGCUCCAGUACCGAGGAGACCGCGGGCGAGUGAGGACGACCGACACAGCGUUCAGGCAACGGAUCAGAACAUAGAAAACUUCGCUCAUCACCAUGCAUGUGUCCAACUACCAGAAGAUUCGUGUCAUUUGAAAAGACUUAAGGAGGAGGAGAAAAAAAAAAAGACUCAGAGGAAUACAAGAACUCAGUCAGCAGACAGAAACGACAAUAACUCAGUGCUUAGACAUGGCCAGCACCCAGACCAGUUUGAAAACCCCUUUCAAAGACUUGACCUCAUUCAAGGGCAACAUGAAGCGGCUGUACAGGGAGCGACUGGAAGACGCUCCCAUCAAGAAGCGGGUGAUGGCAGAGAUCAACCUGAAGCGUCGCAGUUUGGAUUCCUUCCCCAAAACUCCCAAAGUGAAGAGGGAGCAGAUCGAGGAUCUGUGCCACGAGUCUGACAUGGAUGUGGAGGGUCGGGCUGAACUGCACAUUGUGGGCUCUGCUAAAGCCCUGGACCUGAGCCCUGGGCUCAAACACACACUGGCCCAGUUCACUCUCAGCAGCCAGAGCUCCCUCGGGGGCCCAGCUGCCUUCUCUGCCCGCACCGGCCACGAGCAUUCCCCGGCUGGCAUGCCCCCCCUGCCCUCCCCUCCUGUUCUUGGAGGGGGCCCUCUGCUGGUUCCCUGUGACAGCUCCACCGAACUCACCCACUCACUGUUGGAAGGAGAGUCUAUCUCCUGCUUUGUCGUUGGGGGGGAGAAGCGGCUUUGCCUGCCCCAGGUGCUCAACUCUGUGCUCCGCGACUUCUCCCUGCAGCAGAUCAACACUGUGUGCGACGAGCUCUACGUCUACUGCUCACGUUGCGACGCCGAGCAGCUGCACAUCCUCAAGGUGCUGGGCAUUCUGCCUUUCAACGCACCUUCCUGUGGCCUCAUUACACUGACGGAUGCACAGCGGUUGUGCAACGCUCUCCUGCGUCCCGGGGCGGCCUUGCCCGCAGACCCCAGCGGUAAGCUGUCGACCCAGGGCCUGCUGAAGGAGAGCGAAGCCAGCUUCCAGGUGGAGCACCAGUGUCUGGGGAAGUGCCAGGGUCUCUUUGUGCCCCAGUUCUACACCCAGCCAGAGGCGCCCUGCAUCCAGUGUGUUGAGUGCCAGUUGCUCUUUUCACCACAGAAGUUUGUCAUGCAUUCACACAAGUCACCUGAUAAGAGGACCUGCCACUGGGGCUUUGACUCAGCCAAGUGGCCCUGCUACCUGCAGCUUGCCAGGAAGUACCAAGGCACGCCUGAGGAGCCAAAGCUCAAGCAGCUCCUGGACGAGGUCAAAGAGAAGUUCCACUACAAGCUCAAGAGGUCGCUAGAUAAAAAGGCGAUGGAGGAAGAGGAGAACCAAGUGAGGAAAUCCUCUGCAGAUCUCUGCUCCCCCAGCAGCAAGCUGGCUGACGUCGACCCUGCAAGAAAGGGGAAAACAUCUCCACCUGCUCUGGUGUUCAACCGUCUUUUCUCGGACAUCAAGGAGGAGCCAGGACACCCCACCCUGGUCCAUCCCAGUUACUACCUGUACACAUACGAUAAGAUGGUGGCUCCCAACGUGUCUCUGCGGAGGGAGGCGGAGAUGAGUCCCGAGAUGUUCGGAGCGCUGCUCAAACACCACUACAGCCGCAGAGUGCUGGGCCACGACGAGCCACCAAUGGAUCUUCAUGCGUCGCCUCCCAUCUCUGUUGGCGCCGAGGAGGCCAAAUCCCAACGUGGCCCUGCUGCCUCGGCCACCGAGCGGGAAUGCCAAACGCAGGCAGUUUCCAUGGAGACAAGCAGCCUGAGCUGCAAGAAAGCCACCCACAACCCCGCCCACACCGCUCCUCCUCCACCACCUCCUCCUCCUCCUGCGUCGUUGCUGUCGCCGAUAACGGAAGUAGCGGCUAAGGACACGGGCAGCGCUGCAGUUGUGGUGGGGGGGCUGGAGGACGACAAGGACAGGAUUGUUGUGGAGAUCAUGCAGAUGUACAGCAGGCAGCAGGAGAAGCUCAACUCCACCCUGCACAAGCAGCUGCAGCUGGAAAUGGAGCUGGAGGCGUUGCGUGGGGGCGAGGCGGCGAGGCUACGGGAGCUGAGCGCUGAGCAGCGCGAGCUACGCUGCGAGCUGGAGGCGGUGCACAGUGAGCAGGCGCGGCAGCUCAGCCAGGCCCGCCAGGAACAACUGGAGCUGGAGACCCGUCUGGAGCAGCUCCGACAGCAGGCCUGUGCCUGCGAGCCGGGGGCACAACGCCAGCAAGAGGCCCACUACACUGCACAGUUGUCGGAGCUGCGUCAGAGGCUGGAGCAGGCGGAGGCGGACCGGCAGGAGCUGCAGGAGGAGCUGCGCAGGGAGCGGGAGGCACGGGAAAAGCUGGAGCGCACAAUCACCCAGCUCAAGCAGCAGAUGGCCCAGUCUGGCACGAUGGGAGGCAGCCCCUCUCCUCCUCCUACCCCUUCCACCGGACUCCCUAACGCCCACUCCCCGCUCUCCUCCUCCUCCUCCUCUUCCUCUUUCUCAGAGGCCCCAGCGGCUGGCCAUAAGUAACUACCACCCCUCCAGGCGCCUCCCUCCCUCCCUCAUUCCUCUCCCAAUCACCCGCCAACUCUACAGAUACAAACAAAUCAGCCUGAAGCAGAAAGGAGCUUCACAUCUCCUCAGGCUCUUUUUAAGUUGUGCAUCUCUCGCCCCUCCCUCCCUUUUUAUUUCAGUGUAGGACUGACUUUUGUUUUUGUAAUUUAACAUCACUUAAAAGAAAAAUGUUAUGUUGUGUUUUUAUUACUCUUUCUUUUACUCCCCUCUCCUCUCUUUAAACAGUAUUUAAAGAUUUUUUUGGGCAUGUAUGUUUUGAUUUAAUUUAUAAUUUUUACUGAACUAGCAACUGCUUCACAGACCGGAGUUUGGGUCAAAUAGAGACCAACUCAACCAUCACUAUUGUUUUUUUUUUUUUUCUCACCACGAUUGUCACCCUCCUCUCCCAUCUCCCUCCUCGCUCUCUCUGGAUUUUGGAGCUAAUGACUUGGAGAUUUCAGACUUCAGCUCAGACACACAGACUCGUCUCAGCUCCACGGACGUCACUUCAUGCUACUACCUGGCACAGCAACUGGUGCCCACGGACACAUAAUGGCGCCUGGUUGCGUGCCCCUCCCCCUACUCUGUCUUUCUGUACGUAAAGCCCAAACGCUCAAGUACCAGCGACUGCAGGAAACUGCAUGGACUUCUUAAUGGUUUUAUUUUUGUUGUUUUUUUUUUUUUGGCUCCUUUAUAAAAUACAGAAAUAAAAGUGUAUCAACAUGUUUAAAAACAACAAAUCUAUAUGGAGGAGAAAGACCUUUACUGUACAAAAAAAAGACAGAUGUUGUUUAAAAACCCUCAUGAAAAUAUGCCAAUAGUGACGCUGAGCUUGAAAUGAGUGUUUUGACUGUGACACCCCCCACCCCCCCCCCCACACACACACACACACACAAGGUAGCUAAAUCGUCUGGCCUGGACCCCAGCUGCUCCUAACACAGACUAGCUGUCCCCUCUUCACUCUGCUGGGCAGCACCUGGACUCUCCUGUCGCAGACCAAACAGUCUGCGGUUGAUCCGCCAGCUGCCCAGCGUCUCCUCCAACCCCCCCUUCCACCGCUGCACGCUAGCGCCAUUGCCCUCUGCUUGAAAACUCUUUUUAACACCCACUUUGGGGCUAGACAGGAAAACACUGUGCUGUUUUCAGGCUUGGCAUGAAGAAGCUCACGAGCGGUGUUAUGCACUUAACGUGCUCUCCUCCCCCAGAAUCCCCUGGGAAAGGAAUGUGUCUGGACACGGGGGCUGGCUGAGCCGGUGUAGCUUUUCUAAGAAAGAAGAAAGGCAGAGUCUCACAUGUGCGGUAGCUGUACUGUGUUACCAUACGACACCCUUGCAUGCCCGCACACACUCGAGUGUGUCAGUGCAGUCCAGGCAUUCAGGCAGAACAAUGGCCCCAGCGUUCCCAGCAGAUGAUCAAAGCCCCAGUCUGUCCCUGUUUUCUGGGCUUUUUUUUUUUUUUUUGUAUCAUUUGACUUCAUUGUCAGCAGACGGUUUUAUCCCCACCCUGUUUGUCAGAGCGUCGUCUAAGAAUGUGGGUCGCAGGUGAAAGCAGUUAGUCCAGGGUGGUUACGGGCCUCGGGUCUGGCCCCUGCUUCACGUUAUUCUGCCUGGCUGAACAAACAGCGCCGGGCAGGAAGAGGAAGAGAAGGGAGGCGAGGAUUGAGGGGAGCGCUCGGGGGACUGGUGCACUCUUCCCUGCGGCAGGCUGGGUGGCCCAGACGCCGGAGGUACAGAGGGGAGCCCUUUUUGUUUUGUGCCGUCAGAAUGGGGGCAGCUGUUGUUGUCUGGGGGCCUCUGCCCACUCCUCGGGUGAGACUGUACAGGAUCCCCCAAUCCCUCAACAACCUCCCUCCCUCCCUCCUCUCCCACAAAAAAACGGCCGUCACUCACUCACACAUACCCGUCCAUCCAUCUCCAGUGCCAGAUCAGCUGGGGGUGGGCAGUGUUUUGUAGAUGCCCAGGAGAGCGAGCAGACGUCCAGCUAGAGAAGGAAGAGAGGACUUUUAUUGUGUCAGUUGCCAGGCAAAAGCGCUUUUUAUUGCCACUAAGGAGAUCCCUGUAAGUGAGUGUGCGUGUGUGUAAAUAAUUGUUUAAAAAGAGAAGGGGAUCGGCCUCAGCUAAACUCUGAGCUUUUUUUAUGCAUCUGCUAUAAAUGCAAAUUGAUAGACAUUCCACUGUGCUCCAUCCUGUUCGAUGCAGAUUUUCUUACACAGCUUCCCUUUACAAUAACAGACCUUAAAGACCGGGCAGAGUACAGUUGUGGUUUGUUGAUAAGUCAUGAAAGCAGGUGCAGGUGCAGACCAGUAAAAUCAAACCCAUGCCGCAAAUGUACACUCUACUGUUGUUCCAUUUAAACCUUUAUUGAAAUUAUGAAAGAAAAUAUUUAACGUAUUAACUAAAGAUUUAUAUUCACUUUGUAAAUAUAGUAGUCAUUAAUAUAUUAACUGUUCUUAUAUGAAAAAUCUUCAAAAGGUUAUAUAAAUUGGACCAGAACUAAAGGCUUCGGAGGUUGUUUUUUUUUAAAAAGUGAUCUUGGCAGAUAUCAGAACUUGACUUUUGUCGAGUGGAUGUGGGGGAGUGAAACGCAUGGUUUACUGAGACAUGAUGCAGGACAAAGGCAAAAUAGGAAAAUAAUACUUUGUUACACACUUUACCCCCUUUUCUGAACUGAUGCAUUUGUUCUUUUGUGGAUUUCAUCUUGACGGACUGUUUAACGUGUAAUGUAAUGAGCUUUUUUCCUCUUUGUUAAAACCCCCCUUUCCCCCCUUUGAGCUAAAUUGAAAAAACGAAACAUUUGUUGAAGAAAAUGCAUUUUGGAAAAAAAGAAAACAAACAAAAAAUUGUUUUUUUUUGCAUGUUUUGCUGCCCCUUUUAUGUUUUUUUGUGUCACCGGGCCACUCUAUCAAUCUAUUCAUUGUUUUAAAAAGAAAAAAGAAAAGAAAAAGAUGUUCGACCCCCCCCCCCACAUAAUGCACAAACUAUUGAGAUGGCUCAUAUGCAUGAACAUUGAACAUGUGCAAGUUUUAUAUCACUAUUGGUUUAGAGGUUGGCUAAAUAUAAAGUCAGAUUAUGAAGAACAUAAAAUGUAUUUGAUUUGGAAAUUUGUGUGUGUGUGUGUGUGUGUGCGAGUGUGUGUGUGUGUGUGUGUGUGUGUGUGUGUGUGGUAGAAUGUGAGAGAAAGAGUGUUUGUUGGCCUCCCACGUCUGACUGAAGCACAGCAGCUUUGAAAAGGGAAAGAGAAAAACUUGCUCAUGUAGCUCUGGGUGUGUAGUUAUGUUUUCUGAUUCUGAUCAUAUAUCCUCGUCUGAAUGGAUUAACAUCACUCAAAAAGAUAAUCAGUAUUAGUUUUUAUUGACUUAAUUACCUCUUCAGCAGAACAAAAAAAUCUAAGAAAAUCCUUUUAAAUUCAUCACGAUAGCAGAUAAUCAGUUAUCUGAUUUUUACUUUGUGUAAUUUGCAUUUUAUACACAAGGGGGCGUUGUUUAACUUCUUUAAUUGUACACCAUAAUGAAAAGGACUAAAUGUAAAUGAAAGGGGAGAUAAAAUCCCUUGUAACACGGUGUGCUGGGCCUUUUUGCAUUUUGCAGUGUUAUGAGAAUUUGGAUAUGCUUUGUACAGAAUUUUUACAGGUGUGAAGUUUGCCCAACUGUCUGAAACAAGGUGAAAGGAGCACGGCUUUUACCAUGUGAACACAUUUGAAUACAGGAUUUACAUACCCAUUGCCUCUGGGCUACGUAAUGAGAAAAAUAAACAAAGUCCUAGUUGACCUUUUAAUACUGUUGCAGGUGGUGUGCUUUGUAGUUGGAUGUUUAACUUUCAACCAGUAAUUAUUCUACGCCCAUGUGGGAGAAGUAGGUAGUGGGGCUGCGUUGGUGAUUGAUCACACAGAUCACUGGUUACUAAGAGGUACACCAUGUUUUAAUUUAUACACAUCCUGUUAUAGAUGAAAAAAUAUUCAUGGCUUGGCUAAAAAGAAACCCCCUUUCCCGCCUCCCCCCUCCCCCCCCAAUGCUGUUCUGAAACAUGAAACACAGUGUCUGUGUAUGACCAUUGCAUACUACGUUGCCAAUACUACAGUGUGAUGAGACUUUUGUUCUUGCAUGAAUCGAGACACUGUUCUCCUACCUCAUGUUGUGAUAUAAAAAGAUGUUUUUUAAGCAGAAGACACUGCAUCUCUAACUGUUUAUCAUUGAUAUUUACUAGUAAAUUACAUACCUGUAAAUGCUUUUAGCUAAUACCUCAGUUGUAUCUAGUGUUUGUUUUUUUUCUGUUUUUGCCCUCUCCUGAUUUCAAAUCUUGUAAAUAUACCCUGUAUAGACAAUGAACUUGGAUCAAAUUCAAGUAAAGUUCUGUAGUGUCAAA
Dicentrarchus labrax (European seabass) is the source of this 6981-nucleotide messenger RNA. It is a transcript of the gene skila, whose product is annotated as SKI-like proto-oncogene a. Gene Ontology annotation, molecular function: DNA-binding transcription factor activity, RNA polymerase II-specific; RNA polymerase II cis-regulatory region sequence-specific DNA binding; SMAD binding. NCBI's taxonomy places the organism in Eukaryota, Metazoa, Chordata, Actinopteri, Moronidae. The coding region runs from base 281 to 2596 and encodes 771 amino acids. The record is from RefSeq and is a predicted model, not a curated record. The transcript has 8 exons. Gene Ontology annotation, cellular component: nucleus. Gene Ontology annotation, biological process: negative regulation of BMP signaling pathway.